This is a messenger RNA of Melanotaenia boesemani (Boeseman's rainbowfish), 786 nucleotides long. RefSeq lists its product as uncharacterized. Lineage: Eukaryota; Metazoa; Chordata; Actinopteri; Atheriniformes; Melanotaeniidae. The coding region runs from base 1 to 546 and encodes 181 amino acids. The record is from RefSeq and is a predicted model, not a curated record. The transcript has 5 exons.
AUGGUUCCCCAGCUGUACAUUACAAUGUACAAUGAGCAGUUCCGCUCACCCGGCAGAGUGAAAAGAACAGAACUUCGACCAACUUCAGCCCACCGUAGGAACAACCCUCAGCCACGGCCGACUUGUACUGAAAAUGCAGGAAAACCACAGCACAUGCCUGCUGUCAAUGGAUCCACAGCACAAGACCUGCCCUCUGCUGAGGGAGUGCAGAAACUACAGCUGAUGGAGUUCCCUGCUGGCACUGACAUUCAGCUUAGCACCACUUUGAGGAAUCCCCCAAAGAUAAUGGAUAAUCAAAGGAAUGCCAGUCCACUCUCAGCACUGCAACUCAUGCAACAAGCAGGAGCUCACCUACGAUCAAGACCCCAAACUAGCAACCUCCCUGCAGCUGCACGCCGUUUUCAUCAGCCACAAUACCGCAGGUGUUGUUCUAACAGCACCCUGGAUUAUAGCAGUGGCUGCUACAGUUGCUUUCAAGUGGUGAGGCCUUACCAAGCUGGACACUACAUCAUACAUCCAGAAUUUGUGUCUGAAAGUCUUUAUUAGGACCAGUAGAGGACUGGCUUCUAAAGUGGAGAUUUGAUACCCACCUACAGAGAUGCUUCAGGGAACCUGCAGGCAUUCCCAUACAUAAUAACUGGUUGAAAUUGUGGUUUAAUUCUGUCACCACUCUUAUUUCCAUGCAAACAGCAGUCAGCUGGAAUUAUUAGUAAUUAUUAAUAUUCUAUGAGAAAUAUGUGAUGAUCAAAUCAUAUGUUUUUCUGAGUCUGAUAUUUUAAUCUACAA